Messenger RNA from Notothenia coriiceps (black rockcod), 1650 nucleotides. It is a transcript of the gene tefm, whose product is annotated as transcription elongation factor, mitochondrial. The record is from RefSeq and is a predicted model, not a curated record. The coding region runs from base 131 to 1252 and encodes 373 amino acids. Gene Ontology annotation, molecular function: DNA polymerase processivity factor activity; nucleic acid binding. NCBI's taxonomy places the organism in Eukaryota, Metazoa, Chordata, Actinopteri, Perciformes, Nototheniidae. Gene Ontology annotation, biological process: mitochondrial transcription; transcription elongation by mitochondrial RNA polymerase. Gene Ontology annotation, cellular component: mitochondrial nucleoid. The transcript is spliced from 5 exons.
GUUGUUCUAAGCCGACGUAACGAAACAGUCGGACAAAAGGGCAAACUCUUCAACCUGUAUAAUCAUGGAUGUAUAAAGAGAGUAUAAUGUUGUAACAAAAACAUAUAAAUAUUUAUUUUAAAUAACGAGAAUGUGGCUCGCCAGGCGAUUUCUGUCUUCGGUCGUUCAGAGAAGUCAGUAUGCGGGACAGUCUGGUUUAUUCCAUCGUCCUCGGCAUGGCUGCCUCCCGAAGCUUGAGCCGCGGUACCUCCAGUGCACAAGUUGCUGGCAGAGCCGGGUUCCCGUGGCAGGCUUUGAGACCCUGAACGCCUCCAUCACCUCCACCUCAGAGCCCUGCGAUGAGGCCAAUAGAUCCCUGGAUGCCUGCUACACAUCCGAUCAAAAAGACACCAUCCUCCAGAUGCUCAACAACGCCUCACCGUCAGAGCUGGCAGGCGUCAAGCUCCUCCGAGGCCGCAAGUCAGUCAACAUCGUGGAGUACAGGACUAAAAACGGACCUUUUAAAACUCUGGAGAGUGUGGUGAACGUACCGCUGCUGAAACACAAAAGUGCUGUCACUGUGUUCAACUCCAUCCUCAACCCCGUGAAGAGGGGGAGGAACGUGAAGAUUCAGUUGGCCAAGUUUCUCAGGCCAGAGGUUGACAGGUCCUGGUUGGAGGAGGCGAAUGCAAUUGUGUCAAUCGUGUGCGGGGCUAAUAAAAUCGCCUGGGCUCAUGUGGGCCGUGAGAUGACGGUGUUGGAUUGGCAAGAGGUGGAAUGUCCACAUUUCCUUAAGGGAACAUACCUGGCUUCUGCUUACUUGAAUGAUGUUUCUGCAGUUCUGAAAGUCCUCCCCUCAGCUGACUUUUACAUAAUCGAGAAAUCCUCCAUCUCGAUGCAGAACACAGCUCUGUACCCGAUCAUGGCCCACAUGAGGACUGUGGAGGCCAUGCUGUUUUCUCUGCUGGAGCCGAGAAACUUAGCCCAGGAGUCCAACAUACCUCCAAAGGUGUUGAACAUGAUGCGUUCCGCUGUGGGGCGUCACUUUGAACUCAUGGUGGGCGACUCGCGGGCCAGUGGAGCGCGGGUAGUGCGACAGCUGAUGUCAGAUUCGAUGACUCAGGAGAUCCCGAGGAUAAACUUCCCCCCCAAUCUGCUGAUGAAGUACAGGAAUGCUUUCCAGAUGAGCAGCAAGGGCGAAGGAGAGGAACUCUGUAACGCUCUGCUCCAGGCUGUGGCUUUUUACGAACUGCUCAGGAAAUCCUCCGCUUAGCCGCCACAUGGUCUGAUCUCAUCCCAGGAGCCAAAACAAACCUGGGAGUAGAAUUCUGAGCCUUUGUGGACUUUUAACAAACAUGUACCUCUCGAACAGAUUUGGGAGAAGGUGAUGAUACAAGAUAAUAAAUAAGUUUGUUGUUACAUGAAACACUCUUAAUACUCUGGUUUUGGUAUGCUUAGCAUGAGGGUUGCUGCAAUGUUUGGUUAUUGCUGCAGUGGACCUUCAUCAUAAAGUAAAUGCUGUCAAGAUUAUGCAAUAACUUUUAGGAAAAACACUGCAAUGAUCUCAAUGGCAACCCACAUAAGUGCCUGAACACUCUUCGUUUAGAAAUGAUCAUUUGCAAAAAUUGAUUUUAUUUACUUUUCACAGAAAUUAAACGUGAUUUCUCAUCA